UCACAUCAGAUAAAAAGAGACCGAAAGAUUUGGUUUCCUUCUCACUUUGACUUUAUUUUGUCUCCCAAUGUGCCGGCAGCAUCCUGGAGGAGCCACUGCUGAGUGCUGAGGUGAAGGAGGGAGAAAUUCUGCCUCCCACCAUUCAGAAGCUGAUGAAAGGAUACAACAAGUACCUAAGGCCUUUCUUUGAUGAUGGCCCUGUCACUGUGGGGAUGAGUUUGGACAUUGCUAGCAUUGACAAGAUAUCAGAGAUCAACAUGGACUACACUGCCACCAUCUUCCUGCGGCAGCGCUGGACAGAUGAGAGGCUGGUGUUUGAAGGUAAUAAGAGCUUGAGUCUGGAUGGGCGUCUGGUAGAGCUGCUCUGGGUUCCUGAUACCUUCAUUGUGGAUUCCAAGAAGUCCUUCCUGCAUGAUAUCACAGUGGAGAACCGUCUGAUCCGAAUCUUUCCCAACGGAACGGUGCUUUACGCUCUCCGGAUCACCACCACUGUGGCCUGCAACAUGGACCUAACUAAAUACCCCAUGGAUAAACAGACAUGCACCCUACAACUGGAAAGCUGGGGUUAUAAUGUCAACGAUGUGAUGUUUUACUGGGUGAGAGGCAACGACUCAGUCAGUGGGUUGGAUACUCUGCGUCUGGCACAGUACACAGUAGAGGAUCAUUACACUUCUGCCUCAGAGGCUGUGUAUGAGACAGGUAAUUAUCCUAAACUCAUAUUCCAUUUUGAGCUGAAGCGAAGCAUUCUGUACUUCAUCCUGGAAACCUACGUGCCCUCCAGUCUGCUAGUCGUGCUCUCCUGGGUGUCCUUCUGGAUCAGCCAGUCAUCUGUGCCUGCUCGCAUAUGUAUAGGAGUAACGACAGUGUUAACGAUGACCACUCUGAUGAUGGGUGCGAGGACGUCUCUACCCAACGCUAACUGCUUCAUCAAGGCAAUAGAUGUGUAUUUGGGAAUUUGUUUCAGUUUCAUCUUUGGAGCACUGAUAGAGUAUGCUGUUGCUCACUUCUGCACACUCCAGCACCCAGAGUACAACAGUGCGUUUACGCACAUGCAGGACUGUGAAGAAGAGAUCAAUGGCAUUGUCACAACCAUUGCCAGUGAUUCCAGCCGAGCAAAGCGCCGUAAAGACACUCCAACCCCUGCUCCAACAUCGACUCCUAGCGGAGAGCCUGAUCUCAUGGCCCAAACCCCUUCUCACCUAGAGCCUAUGACCCCGGAGGCCCUGGAGGAUCCUCUUAACCGCUGCAUCAGAAUCCUGUCCCUCAUACGACAGAUGCUCCGCUCUGUGAACUGCUGUCAUGUGGAGAAUCCACAUUACAUAGACAACUACUCUCGUGUAACAUUUCCCCUCUCCUUUGUCGUAGUUAAUCUGCUCUACUGGACUUACUAUCUGUACUUUUAGUAAACCUCAGUGUGUUGAUGGGAGUUAUUGUAAAAGAGGGUGCACCUCAUGUGUGACUGAGCAUGAAGCCAUCUUAGUGUCUGUAUAUGUCUGGGUUUUUCUUUUGGUUGUAUGAAAAUCUGAGUGGAAAUAACAGAGUAUACAUAAUUGUGUGAGUGUGAGUGUUUCUUAUUUUGCAUAUUUUACAUGCCUGAAUGGGUGUGCAAGUGCUUCUCACAAAUUAACCGUUUUGUGGAUCAGGUUUGCAGUUCUUUUACGGACACUGCUGAAGGCGUAACAUGCUAAAAUGAUGCAAUAACAUGUUAGAGAAAGACGCUGAUUAAGAUGAAGACAUUGAGAUGUCAUCUGUCUUGAUCUGCAAUGCAGAGGUGCCAACACUGCUAACAAGAAUGAAUAUAAUAUAAUAAUGUAAAACAAAAAAGGAUUUUACCACUAAUCCCCUAGCAUAAUUCAGUGGACAAGGUGGCUCAAUGGAUUAAUGAUAAAACAUGCACUGGCUAAACUGAUAUUUAACUUUAACAGUCUUCAGAAAGCUUUGGAUUUAUAAGUAACCAGCCAAGGGUAAAUUCUUACUUAAUAUAAUUGUUACAAAAUUAACAUGCAUGUCCGGUCUUCAGUCCAAACUAUUGCCACAUGUUGCACUUAAUAAUAAACCAUCUAAAACUGUAAUCUAUUGACUGUUGAUUAACUGACUUUUUUUGUAUAGACUUGUGAUGAUCUUUACACUUUCAUUACUGACUUGAA
Molecule: messenger RNA, 2147 nt
Organism: Ictalurus furcatus (blue catfish)
Lineage: Eukaryota; Metazoa; Chordata; Actinopteri; Siluriformes; Ictaluridae
Gene: gabrzb
Product: gamma-aminobutyric acid receptor subunit pi
Exons: 8
Coding region: 153-1403 (416 amino acids)
Biological process (GO): regulation of membrane potential; signal transduction; monoatomic ion transmembrane transport
Cellular component (GO): membrane; GABA-A receptor complex; neuron projection
Molecular function (GO): neurotransmitter receptor activity; extracellular ligand-gated monoatomic ion channel activity; GABA-A receptor activity
Source: RefSeq, a predicted model, not a curated record